Molecule: messenger RNA, 1112 nt
Organism: Macadamia integrifolia
Lineage: Eukaryota; Viridiplantae; Streptophyta; Magnoliopsida; Proteales; Proteaceae
Product: 2-methyl-6-phytyl-1,4-hydroquinone methyltransferase, chloroplastic-like
Exons: 1
Coding region: 43-876 (277 amino acids)
Biological process (GO): methylation
Molecular function (GO): 2-methyl-6-phytyl-1,4-benzoquinone methyltransferase activity
Source: RefSeq, a predicted model, not a curated record
AUCCCAUUGUUAAAUUUUGGGUUUCCUUCAUUUGAUCACCUCAUGGCUUCUCAGAGGUUUCUUCAACACAAGAAAGAAGCGUUUUGGUUCUAUCGUAUAGUCUCCUUAUUCUAUGACACUCUUGGACCCCCUCCACACUAUACUGAGGAAAUGAGGGAAGAAGCCCUAGAGGCCUUGGACCUUCAUGAUCGAAACUUGAUAGUAGUAGACGUUGGAGGUGGAACAGGGUUCACUACUUGUGGUGUUGUUAAACAUGUAGACGCCAAGAAUGUAACCAUUCUUGACCAAUCCCCUCACCAACUUGCCAAGGCAAAGAAGAAGGAACCCUUGAAGCAUUGCACCAUCAUUGAAGGUGAUGCUGAAGAUCUUCCCUUCCCAACAGACUAUGCUGAUAGAUAUGUGUCCUCAGGAAGCAUUGAAAACUGGCCUGAACCACAAAGAGGCAUUAAUGAAGCUUAUAGGGUCUUGAAACCUGGUGGAAAGGUAUGUAUCAUUGGUCCUGUGCUUCCAACCUAUUGGUUGUCUCGUUUCGCUGCAAAUUUGUUUAUGCUUUUUCCAAAGGAGGAAGAGUAUAUAGAAUGGUUCAAAAAAGCUGGAUUCAAAGAUAUAGAACUCAAAAGGAUUGGUCCAAAAUGGUUCCGUGGGGUUCGUCGACAUGGGUUAAUCAUUGGAUGCGCUGUAACAGGAGUGAAGUCCAUGCCAGGAGAUUCACCUCUACAACUUGGUCCAAAGACAGAGGAUCUGAAGAAGCCUACGAAUUCUAUCGUUUUCCUUCUACGUUCUUUUAUUGGUACCUUAGGAGGUAUAUAUUAUAUUCAAAUAACUAUUUACAUGUGGCUCAAAGAUAAGAUUUUUCCCAAAGGUAUGGCUAUUUGAUUAUGUGGGAGAAACAGUAUGUUGUGUCGCGAAUAAAGAGAGAGAGAGAGAGAAAGAGUGUGUUCCUUUUUCCUGUUAAUUCCGUUGUUGUAAUAAGAUUUUCAAGAAGCUAUACUUGGAAGGCCUGGUCUUUUAUGUGUGGGUGUAGGACUGUUGGACCUUUUUCUUUCAAUGGCUUCUUGAAAAUUGUAAUUCAUGUUUUCAACAGUAAAAUUAUGUUUCUUUGUUUAUCGAAA